Impatiens glandulifera is the source of this 2122-nucleotide messenger RNA. RefSeq names its product glutamyl-tRNA(Gln) amidotransferase subunit B, chloroplastic/mitochondrial. The record is from RefSeq and is a predicted model, not a curated record. Gene Ontology annotation, biological process: mitochondrial translation; glutaminyl-tRNAGln biosynthesis via transamidation. The transcript has 9 exons. The coding region runs from base 303 to 1943 and encodes 546 amino acids. Lineage: Eukaryota; Viridiplantae; Streptophyta; Magnoliopsida; Ericales; Balsaminaceae. Gene Ontology annotation, molecular function: glutaminyl-tRNA synthase (glutamine-hydrolyzing) activity.
UCCAAGCAGAGCUCACUGUACCUUCAAUUCUCUAUCUCAUUUCCCUCCUCAACAGACCCGCCAUUAUUUCGCCCUCCCUCCACUUAUCCUCCUCCGUACACUGCCGUCGACGACCGCCGUCGACGACCAAGGUCAUCAACCUCAGUCGACUGUCGACUCAUCUCUCCCUCGGCAGCACUCUUCCUCCGACAGACACAAAAGAGACUACGGUCGACUCUUCGCCGUCUCCAAUCGUCCGGACCUUCCCCCACCGUACUGGUGCGUAUUCCUUGAUGUUCAAAUUGGACUGAGUUUCCGGGAAUAUGGCCUUGACAUUGUUCAAAGGUAUUCAGUCGCGCCCGUUUCUGCUUCGCCCAUCAGGGUUUUUAGCAAGAAACCAUAAUUAUGUCUUUUGCUCAAUGCGGAGUUCUGGAACCCAAACUGCUGCCCAAGAAGAGCAGCCUCAAUUCAAAAUCUCGACUAAUCAUUCGAAGAAGAUGAACAAGAUUUCUGAUGAUUACGAGUCAGUCAUUGGUAUUGAGACCCAUGUGCAGCUAUCCACCAUAACCAAGGCCUUCUGCUGCUGCCCCUACACUUACGGAGCUCAUCCAAACACCACAGUCUGCCCAGUUUGUAUGGGUCUGCCCGGGGCAUUACCUGUCCUAAACUCCAAAGUCAUUGAAUUUGCAGUGAAAUUAGGUCUUGCACUCAAUUGCAAAUUGUCUUUGAACUCCAAGUUCGAUAGGAAACAAUACUUCUAUCCUGACCUUCCAAAAGGGUAUCAAAUAUCUCAAUUUGACAUCCCAAUUGCGAGUAAAGGCUUCAUUGACGUCGAUCUUCCAGUUGAAUUCGGAGGUGGGCAUAGAAGGUUCGGCAUUACUAGGGUUCACAUGGAAGAAGAUGCUGGAAAAUUACUGCACUCUUCUGAUGGUAGUUAUUCAGAGGUUGAUCUGAAUAGAGCAGGGGUUCCUUUGCUUGAGGUUGUUUCUGAACCUGACAUGAGGACUGGUAUUGAAGCUGCGGAAUAUGCAGCGGAAAUGCAGAGGCUGGUUAGGUAUUUGGGAGUGAGCAAUGGCAAUAUGCAAGAAGGUUCCCUUCGAUGUGAUGUCAAUGUUUCUGUCCGCCCAAUUGGUCAAUUAGAGUUUGGUACAAAGGUUGAGAUAAAGAAUUUGAAUUCUUUCUCAUCCAUAAAUAGAGCCAUUGAUUUUGAGAUUUCAAGACAAGUUCUUCUGCACGAAGAAGGUCAAGCUGGAGAAAUUGUUCAAGAGACUCGUCUAUGGGACGAGGGAUCCCAGAAAACAGUGACAAUGAGGAAAAAGGAAGGUCUAGCUGAUUACCGGUAUUUUCCUGAGCCUGACCUUCCAGAAGUUAUUAUAAGCAAUGAAUACAUCAAUCAGAUGAGCGGCUCAUUACCCGAGCUUCCAGAAACAAAGCGCCGGAGAUAUGAGGAAAUGGGUUUAACAAUGCAGGAUGUUCUUUUCCUAGCGAAUGAUCUCAAUGUUGCAGAUUUUUUUGAUGCAACUAUCAAGAAUGGAGCUGAUGUAAAGCUUGCAACCAAUUGGAUAAUGGGUGAUAUAGCUGCUUAUAUGAAAAAUGAGAAGCUAUCGAUAAAUGAGGUUAAACUCUCCCCGAAAGAGCUAGCGGAGCUCAUUGCAUCAAUAAAAGAUGCAACCAUCAGUGGAAAGAUUGGUAAAGAGAUUCUGUUUGAGUUAAUGGCUAAAGGAGGAACAGUGAAGGGACUAAUAGAAGAAAAGGACUUGGUUCAGAUAGUCGACCCGGUUGAGAUUGAAAAAAUGGUGGACAAAGUAAUUGCGGAGAAUCCAAAGCAGCUUGAACAAUAUCGUGGCGGCAAGACAAAACUACAGGGCUUUUUUGCUGGCCAGAUAAUGAAACUAUCGAAAGGAAAGGCAAAUCCGGGGCUUCUGAACAAAGUCCUUUUGGAGAAACUGAAUGCAAAGAGCUGAAGAUAUAUUCUGUAUUUGUCAUUCUUUGUACCAUUUUAUUUUUGGUUUCUAGUUUGAACCUUGAUUCAUUUUGUAAAGCUAUUCCACAAUUUUGUUUUUGUUUUUGUUUUUGUUUGGUGGUUUAAAAUAAUAAUAAUAUUUAUUAUUAGAUUAACGAUAAUAAUAAUUUUUCAUUCUCA